CGCGGGCACAGCCAGGCUGCCGGCGAACAGAUCGGCGGGGACUGGGCUGCAGAGCCCGAGCGGCUGCCUCGCCUCGGAGGCCCCGCGCCGCCGCUGCCGCCACCACCGACCUGCCACUCCGCUGCCCCGCCACCCCGCCAGCGCCUCCAGCACGGCGAUCGCCAUGGCCGCUCCUCAUGUGCCCCUGGGCGGGCAAGAGGCUCGUGGAGCCCUUAGGGUCUUCCCCCUCUGAAGCCACAGAGCCUGGAGGAGCUGCCCGCUUGGUUGCUGGUACCCACUGAGUGUCCCUCAGGGGCUUAGCUCUGAGGAUCCAAGUCAGCUCAGCUAUGAGGGGGUUGCCUAGUGGGCCAGUGCCGUGAGCCCAGAAUCUGCCUUUCUGCCAAUCCCCCUACCCAGAUCAUGUGGCUACGCCUUUGUCCACUCUCGCUGCCCCUGAGCCCCGAGCCCACAGCUGGCCGGAGCCUGUGCCUUCUUCUCUGGAUCCUCAGCUUGUUGCUGAGGGCCAGUGCCCAGGCCCCAGCACCUACAGUCAAUACCCACUUUGGGAAGCUAAGGGGUUCCCGGGUGCCACUGCCCAGUGAGAUCCUGGGACCUGUUGACCAGUACCUGGGGGUGCCCUAUGCAGCACCCCCAAUUGGUGAGAAGCGCUUCCUGCCUCCUGAGCCGCCCCCAUCUUGGUCAGGCAUCCGGAAUGCCACGCACUUUCCCCCAGUGUGCCCUCAGAACAUUCACACAGCUGUGCCUGAGGUUAUGUUGCCUGUAUGGUUCACUGCCAACCUUGACAUUGUGGCCACCUACAUCCAGGAGCCCAACGAGGAUUGCCUGUAUCUGAACAUCUAUGUGCCCACAGAGGAUGUAAAGCGGAUUUCCAAGGAAUGCGCCCGAAAACCCAACAAGAAAAUAUGUAGGAAAGGAGGAUCCGGUGCUAAGAAACAGGGCGAGGACUUAGCGGAUAAUGAAGGGGACGAAGACGAAGACAUUCGGGACAGCGGAGCCAAGCCAGUCAUGGUCUACAUCCACGGGGGCUCCUACAUGGAGGGCACGGGCAACAUGAUCGAUGGCAGCGUCCUUGCCAGCUACGGCAACGUAAUCGUCAUCACCCUCAACUACCGGGUUGGGGUGCUAGGUUUCCUGAGCACCGGGGACCAGGCUGCCAAGGGAAACUAUGGGCUCCUGGACCAGAUUCAGGCCCUCCGCUGGGUGAGUGAGAACAUCGCUUUCUUUGGUGGAGACCCUCGCCGCAUCACUGUAUUUGGUUCUGGCAUUGGGGCCUCCUGUGUCAGCCUCCUCACGCUGUCCCAUCACUCUGAGGGGCUCUUCCAGAGGGCCAUCAUCCAAAGUGGCUCAGCGCUGUCCAGCUGGGCAGUGAACUACCAGCCAGUCAAGUACACUAGCUUGCUGGCAGACAAGGUGGGGUGCAAUGUGCUGGAUACCGUGGACAUGGUCGAUUGCCUACGGCAGAAGAGUGCCAAAGAGUUGGUGGAGCAGGAUAUCCAGCCAGCUCGUUACCACGUGGCCUUCGGUCCUGUGAUUGAUGGGGACGUGAUCCCUGAUGACCCCGAAAUCCUCAUGGAACAGGGCGAGUUCCUCAACUAUGACAUCAUGCUUGGUGUCAACCAGGGGGAGGGGCUCAAGUUUGUGGAGGCAGUGGUGGACCCAGAGGAUGGAGUUUCGGGUACUGACUUUGACUACUCGGUCUCCAACUUUGUGGACAACCUGUAUGGCUACCCUGAGGGCAAGGACACCCUUCGGGAGACCAUCAAAUUCAUGUACACAGACUGGGCAGACCGGGACAACCCUGAGACUCGCCGUAAAACUCUGGUGGCCCUUUUCACUGACCACCAAUGGGUAGAGCCUUCUGUGGUGACAGCUGACCUGCAUGCCCGCUAUGGCUCACCCACCUAUUUCUACGCCUUCUACCACCACUGCCAGAGCCUCAUGAAGCCAGCGUGGUCUGAUGCAGCCCACGGGGAUGAGGUGCCCUAUGUCUUUGGCAUCCCCAUGGUGGGCCCCACUGACCUCUUCCCCUGCAACUUCUCCAAGAAUGAUGUCAUGCUCAGUGCUGUUGUCAUGACCUACUGGACCAACUUUGCCAAGACUGGGGAUCCCAACAAGCCCGUCCCCCAGGACACCAAAUUCAUCCACACCAAGGCCAACCGCUUCGAGGAGGUGGCCUGGUCCAAGUAUAACCCCCGGGACCAGCUGUACCUUCACAUUGGGCUGAAGCCCCGGGUCCGUGACCACUACCGGGCCACCAAGGUGGCCUUCUGGAAGCACCUGGUGCCCCACCUGUACAACCUGCACGACAUGUUCCACUACACAUCGACCACCACCAAAGUGCCGCCCCCGGACACCACCCACAGCUCUCACAUCACCCGCCGCCCUAAUGGCAAGGCCUGGAGCACCAAGCGGCCAGCCAUUUCUCCAGCCUACAGUAAUGAAAAUGCCCAGGGCACCUGGAAUGGGGACCAGGAUGCUGGGCCUCUCCUGGUGGAGAACCCUCGCGACUACUCCACGGAGCUGAGUGUCACCAUUGCUGUUGGGGCCUCUCUCCUGUUUCUCAAUGUGCUAGCUUUUGCUGCCCUCUACUACCGCAAGGACAAGAGGCGGCAGGAGCCCCUACGGCAGCCCAGUCCCCAACGGGGUUCUGGGGGUCCCGGGGAGAUGGGAGCGGCCCCCGAGGAGGAGCUGGCAGCCCUUCAGCUAGGUCCCUCACAUCAUGAGUGUGAGGGCCCCCCAACCCAUGACCCACUCCGCCUCAGUGCCCUCCCUGACUACACCCUGACACUGCGACGUUCCCCUGAUGACAUCCCUCUCAUGACCCCCAACACCAUCACCAUGAUCCCCAACUCCCUGGUGGGGCUGCAGACGCUGCACCCCUAUAACACCUUUGCUUCUGGCUUCAACAGUACUGGGUUGCCUCACUCACACUCCACCACACGGGUAUAGCUCUCACCUGGAGCCUGGCCUUUGCCCAGCCCAGCCCAGCCCAACCCUAUCCUGCUUCUUCCCUGCCUCCCUGCCUCCCGGCACCCAUCUGUGCACACCCAUACACCUGCCAUACACACGCACAACCGCAGACACCCCCAUGUACAAACACAUAUCCAGAAUGAAACACGAGUGGACUCUUCAAAGAAGAAAGCCCCCAGCAGGCAGGCCCAGGGAGUCAGCAGCCCUGGGGCAGCAGGAACUUCUCCCUGGUGCUGCCAGCCCUUGGCACCCCCUUUCCCUUACUCUUGCCUCCACCCUACUGCCAACCACAGGCUUGGAAUCCUUCCCCGUCCUGCUGGGGCUCUGCUGGGGCUUGGGAUUUGGGGUCUUUUGUUUUCACUUUGGAAUAAGUGCUUUCAGGGCAGAAAUCCCCCCAAUCCCCCCCCAUUGCUCACAUAGCCAGGGAGCAGGGGCCCCCACUUUGGGCAGAACGCAACCUGAGCAAGAACACGGGCUGGGAAGAGGAAGUCGAUGCCAGUCACUUGGCCCCUGGCAUGACCUGGGUCAGAGGCCAUUGGGAGGGGGCUGCUUUGGAGUAGGGCCAGCUUUCACCCUGGCACCAGGUCCCACUCCACCCAGGACCUGGAUUACCCCACCUGAGUGCACUCUUGGGUGCUGCCCCUCCCCACCCUUUGGCUACUGCUGUUAGGAGCUUGCCCCCUUUUUCUUUUCAGAGUCUCUUUUCUGUCAUUUCUCUUUCAAAAGGACUUUUUAAAAAAAAAGAAAAAAAAAGAAAAAUUAGUUCUUAAAACACUAAUGGAUACCCCUGGAGUUUGUCCUUUGUACAGAUUUUAAACAUGGUGUCUUGAUAUAAAAAUAAAAACUCCGGUUAGCGCUCCCA
Molecule: messenger RNA, 3832 nt
Organism: Monodelphis domestica (gray short-tailed opossum)
Lineage: Eukaryota; Metazoa; Chordata; Mammalia; Didelphimorphia; Didelphidae
Gene: NLGN3
Product: neuroligin 3
Cellular component (GO): membrane
Molecular function (GO): neurexin family protein binding
Source: RefSeq, a predicted model, not a curated record